AAAUCCCAACGUUUGGUGAAGUCUGGAAGGCGAACACGUCCCUUCCGCGCCGCUCUGCGGAGAACCGAGACAGCCUCCAGCAGUCUGCUACAGGCUUCCCAUCUCCCUCCUCGCCCUGCCGUCUACACAAAACACACGGCGCGCUCCCAGCUGUAACCGUACGGGCUGCAGGGACAGAAUACAAAGCUGGAGGCGGGAGAACUGGAGACAGAAAUCAGAGAAAAGCCUGCUCCAGGCUAAGGAGCGCAGCACGCCUACCCAGCCGGCGCAGAAAAGAGCCCGUUUGUCAGCGCGCAGGUAGAAACCUGCUGCAACUUUCUGCUUACAGAUGGCAGAAGCGAAGCAGAACUGCUCGCUGCCAGGCGGGGCGGGGGAUGCGAAAGCAUUUCGAGCAGCAUUGCAAAGCACCAGCGGCUGCUGAAGCGGCUUUGAAGAAAUCCGCGCGGUUUAACCCAGCGGCCGAGGCCGCAGCCAAACGAAGAGGAGUCGCGGGAAGAGGCUGCCGCCGGGUGAGGGCUGCGCGGAGCCGAAGUAGCGGGGCUCAGCUGGAGCCUUCUAAAGCCAUUUUUAAUCGCAGUGUUACAGAAACGCGCUGGGAUCCGUUUAUUGGGGGGCGGGAACACGUUAUCCACGAGCUGGGCUACAGUUCCCGAACCCUUUCUAAGCUAAGCUGCAAACAAUCAGCUGCCAGCCCCCAGCAGGGAGCUCCUCUUUCCUCCCGCAGCCCGGGCAGCAGCACGUUGGCAUUGCUGAGCUUGGAGAAGGAGCUCGGGAGAUGGGGCCGGGGUCCGAAGAAUGCCCCCGCACCCGGAGGAGGGCGCGCGGUACGAACCGCCCCACAGCUCGCGUCCAGGCUUUGCUCUUCCCCAGCUUCUCCCCAGGUCCGGCUUCUCUUCCCGAGAACCACUCCGUUUUCUGCCAGGCUUCGGGCGCGACCACUUAGGAGCGUUUCGAGGAAUUUCAGGACUGCUCGUCGCCAGAGCCCUGCUGAUCCGCCGCGUGUCCCGCGCGAGCCCUGCGCGCAGGCCGCUCUCCAGCGCCCGAAGCUGAGCCCAGCCCGGCCAGCCAAGCAACGCGGCUCCCGUGCUCUCGGCGAGCUCAGGCACAAAUUCCAGAUAAGGAAACAAGACGAGGAAACUGCCUGCAGAGCUUCCACGCACGCGAGGCCCGACGCGCGGGUCCUCACCCGCUCUUCUCCCCGUUUUCCACGCGCGCGUGGGAGCUUUCACCGCGGCGUUUCAAAAGACGCCGCCAGCCCCGUGCUGCCAGGGCGUGACAGCACCGCUGGCUCCCCCGUCCCCCCCUGGCACGUAGCCACUCGGCCGGGCCCCGCACCCCUUUUGUUCCCCGCCUCUCCUCGGGUGUAAGAGAGGAAUUUUAACGCUAAUAAAACGUAGAAAGCUCCAGGCCUGCGACGAGACGUUUCUCUCCCUCCCCUCGACGUUUCGGUCCAGCCUGUUCUAACCCGCUUCCGCCGGCGGGCAGCAA
Messenger RNA from Cygnus atratus (black swan), 1488 nucleotides. RefSeq lists its product as uncharacterized. The record is from RefSeq and is a predicted model, not a curated record. Lineage: Eukaryota; Metazoa; Chordata; Aves; Anseriformes; Anatidae. The transcript is spliced from 3 exons. The coding region runs from base 375 to 1367 and encodes 330 amino acids.